Elephantulus edwardii (Cape elephant shrew) is the source of this 1476-nucleotide messenger RNA. Its product is annotated as arachidonate 12-lipoxygenase, epidermal-type-like. Gene Ontology annotation, cellular component: cytosol; plasma membrane. Gene Ontology annotation, biological process: linoleic acid metabolic process; lipid oxidation. Gene Ontology annotation, molecular function: protein binding; metal ion binding; arachidonate 15-lipoxygenase activity. The record is from RefSeq and is a predicted model, not a curated record. NCBI's taxonomy places the organism in Eukaryota, Metazoa, Chordata, Mammalia, Macroscelidea, Macroscelididae.
AUGGGCAGGUUCAUGAUCCAUGUGGCCACUUGGGACUAGCUCUUGGUGGGCUCCAAGGAACAGGUGCAUCUGAGCUUGGUUGGUGAGCACCAGGAGGCCAACAUGGAGAAGCAGCUGCAGCCAGUGUGGGGCAAGGAGUUUGAAGUCAGUGUCCUGCUGCACCUGCAGCGCCUCCUGCUGGUGAAGCUGUUCCAGCACAAAAGCCUGGUGAACUUGGACUGGUUCUGCAAGUGGUUUAUGGUGCAGGGCCCAGGCAUCAAAGGCAAAGCCUAUUUCCCAGUGUGUGAAGCUGAGUUCUCCCUGCUGGGUGUCAAGCCCAAUGUUACCCUUUCCAAGCAGCAGUAUGUAGCAGCUCCUCUGGUCGUGCUGAAGCUUGAGUCUGAUGCCUAUAUCUCUUUUCUGCUCUAGCUCCAGCCACCUGGCCAUGAAUGUCCCCCACCCACUCUGCUCUUCCUGCCCUUGUAUGCCCACAUGGUUUCGAUUCUGGCCAAGGUCUGGGUCCAGAGCUCUGAUUUCCAGCUGCAUCACUUACAGUCAUACCUGCUGAAGGAGCAUCUGCUGACUGAUGUGAUUUCUGUGGCCACCAGGAGGAGCCUGCCCAGCCUGCAUUCUAUCUACAAGCUCCGAAUUCCUCAUUUUUGUUAUGCCAUGGAGAUCUAUGCCCUUGCAUGGAAUAAUCUUAUCGCUGAAUGGAGUAUUUUUGACCUGGGUUUUCUUCAAGUGGUGAGCACUGGUAGUGGAGGCCACUUGGAUGUACUGAAGAGAGCCACUGCUUGUUUGACCUAUUGCUCUGACUUCCCUCCUGAUGUCCACCAACGUGGCCUUCUGCAUGUGAAAUCAUCUUUCUACUGCCAAGAUGCUCUCAAGUUUUGGGGAAUCAUCAGAGAUAAUCUUUUUUACAAGAGUGAUGAAGCUGUCAAACAUGACCCACAGCUUCACGUCUGGUAUGAAGAGAUCACUGAGAUUGAACUACAGGGGGCCCAUGACCAGGGCUUCCCCACCUCCUUAGAGGCCCCAAAUAAGCACUCAUUUGCCACCAUGUACCUCUUCACCUGCGCUGGUCAGCAUGCUUCUGCCCACCUACGCUAGCUGGACUGGUCCUCCUAUCCUUACUGGCCAAGCACCAUGCAGAAGCCACCAUCCAUCUCCAAGGAAGUGACAGAGAAAGAUAUUGUGGACUCGCUGCCCACUCUCCAGCAGGCUCGGAUACAAAAGACCUUCACCGAGUUCCUUGGGCAAUGCCAGCCUGUCACGUUGGCCCUGGGGCAGCACAAGAAGGAAUAUUUCUCAGGCUUUGCUUCCCAGGCUGUGCUGAAGCAGUUCCAGGAGGAGUUGGCUGCUCUGGAUAAGGGUAUUGAGGUCUGGAAUGUGGGCCUGAACCUGCCUUAUGAGUAUCUUUGGCCCAGUGUUGUGGAGAGCAGUGUGACCAUUGAGCAGCCUUGCCCGCCUCUGCCUCCAGAGCUCUUCUGUCCUUAA